AUGUUACAUGUCAGUGACGGCGGACAUUUUGAAAACUAUGGCCUGUUACCACUGUUGAAGUUGCGACUACCGAAAAUCCUUCUCGUUCAUGGUUUGGAAAUUAAAUCGGAUGACGACUACGCCAGGGAUAUCAUAGUGGCAAUGGAGCAUGCGCGAAAGUUAUUCAAUUGCUCCUUUACUUCAAUGGCUGGAAAUGACGUGUUGAAUGACAUAGAGGAAAAGUACGGAAGAGAUGUGUUAGAUCAUAUAAGAAAACAUAAUUGUGGAGACGUUGUGUUGAAUUAUAUAAACAACCAGUUGGGCGGCGAUGUGUUGACAGAUAUAAAGAAUGAGUUUGUCGAAAAACGUUCAAGGAAAUACGAAUUCAAAGUUCAUUACUCAAAAAAUAAUUCAGAGGGUAGGUAUAUAUUUCAACACAUUAAACCCAAAGUGUUCAGCAUACAGUAGUGCUCAGGCAUUCAAAUUAUAACAAUAGGAUAAUUUCUAUAGAGGAUUCUUCUUUGGGGGGGACACACUGUACAUCAUACAUUCAAGUAUGAUCGUAUGAUGAUUAUACAUGUGUAUAUACGUGUACAUGUAGUUGUUAUUUUUAUGUAGAUGACAAUGGAGUUAGCGAAGGGCAUAUUGUCCUUAUUGCUCCGCGCUCACCUGGGCGGGGUAAUGCGAGCACGUCAGAGAGAAAUUGCCAAAAUGAUCCCAAAUGGCAAGAUAAAGAAUGUGAAGAAAGAGAAUUGGAUAAAAAGUGGGGUCUGGGACCGUAUCUGACGGAAGGUGAUGUGAAGAAUAUUGAAGGAUGCCCCGGAGGUAUUGGUUGCUGCGAGUGCUGUCAUAAAAAUUGGUGUGGCAGCUGUUUCCAAUUUCCUCGUCACCCAACAGCAAACCAGUUUUAUACUCCUUCAAUGUUUACUGCUUAUCACAGAGAAGGAUACAGAGUGUGUAUGGAAUGCAACGAGUUUUUAGAAAAAUAAACUAUUGAAUAACUAAAUUUAUGUGUUUACCAGGUAGUGGGCAGCCAUCUCAUAUUAAAACUCCAGUAGAGAACCAAUCGAAUUAUUUUAUUUCAAGUCUUGCAAUAAUCUGUAACAAUUGUGUAAUAAUUUAGUUUCUGAA
Messenger RNA from Paramuricea clavata, 1110 nucleotides. The record is from the annotation of a GenBank genome assembly. NCBI's taxonomy places the organism in Eukaryota, Metazoa, Cnidaria, Anthozoa, Malacalcyonacea, Plexauridae.